AUGUCAUUUACCCAAAAACGCUCAUCGGAUGGCCUGUCUGAUUCUGAUGAUUCUUGGGAACGUGCAGCCCAUUCGUUUCGACAUGAGCCUCCUAGCCUGUAUGCUCGUCAAACUACAAUUCUAGAGGCACAAAACGCCAAACUAGUUAUCACAAGUGAUAUGCUUCAGAAACAAUUAGAUAAGGCCAAAUCUGAAUUGGCCCUACUCGAAAAAGAGUAUGAGGAAGAGCACAAUCGAAUGAGCCAAAUUAGCGCCGAGUAUGAUGAGUCUGUGAAUAGCACAGUUAAUUUAGCACAAGAUAUCUUUGAAGUUUCUACCAAAGACAAAACAGCCCUUGUAUCUCUCGAUACUGAUAGAACCAGCCUGGAGACUUAUAUUGCUGCAGAUUCAGCUCUAUCAGAAAAACUUCAGCAUGCCCUGUAUUUGUGGCAUCGUCAACUUCCAAUGGCAGAAGAAACAGAGGCAAGCAUCUAUAUAUAUAUAUUACAUCUGAUAGACGCCUCUAAAGCAAGACAAUGUCCAGCAAUAGAAAUCGAAACUAUUGUAGAGGCCUUUCAAACAGUCGAAUGUCUUAAUGCCCAAGCUGAGGCUACAUGCAAAGGAUAUGAAGCAAAGACUCAAACAAUCGAGCGUGAGCUUCAAAAACUCAACCAUCUACCUCAACUACUACCCAUAUUAAAUUCAUCUAUAGCUUCAUACCAAGAAGAGACUAGACGGAGUCAUCAAGCAGCAGUAAAUACUCAAGAGAAUGAACUGGAGCCGUUAUUACAAAGAAUCAGCAGCCUUAGUAUCCGAUCACCAUUGACAGAAACUAAUAUCCGUAAAGAUUAUGAAACUAUGGAGGAAUUGUCUUUGCAGCUUGAAAAAAUAUGCCAAACAUUACUUAAUCAAAGGGCUUGUCAACAAUUGCUGACUUUUGGCUAUGAAACUGACGAUAAACAUCAAAAGCAACAACAAUACGUAUAUCAGGCAUUGAAGGAAGAACUCGAGGAAGAAUACAUUUCUCAUCACGCAUUUUUGGAAAAAGCAGGUGCCUUGGAUUGGCCAAACACAGGAUUACAGGAUCGUACAAAUGCUACAGAUAUAAUGGCAUGGGCACAAGAUUUACUGGGAUUUGAAGACGACAAGUUACUCUCAAAUGAAUCGAUCGUUGAGAAGGUCAAGGUUCUUUUACAAGAAAAUAAAACUUGGUACAACCAAUGGCUGAAAAGUCUUGACGCGCAUAUGGACGUGGUUGAUAAAUUGGAUGAAGCUGAGAAGCGUAUGACCGAUACUCUCUAUAGCAAUUCUGCCUCAACAAAUGAGCUGAUCUUACUUCCACAGACAUACACUGAGACUCAAAAAGAGUUGGAAAAGAGUACGAUUGAACUUGGGAAUGAUGUAGCUGAAUUGGAAGAGGAGCUUGAGCUCAGUACUAGGUUUGAACAUAAAAAAGAGCUAUUUACAUUGUUCUUUAAUGACCCAAAGGAAUUUGAAGCUCACAUCGCUUCUGCAUCCGGUUCAUAA
Messenger RNA from Phycomyces blakesleeanus NRRL 1555(-), 1506 nucleotides. RefSeq lists its product as hypothetical. NCBI's taxonomy places the organism in Eukaryota, Fungi, Mucoromycota, Mucoromycetes, Mucorales, Phycomycetaceae. The transcript is spliced from 13 exons. The record is from RefSeq and is a predicted model, not a curated record. The coding region runs from base 1 to 1506 and encodes 501 amino acids.